AUGACUCUCACAAAAGCCUUUCCGCCGCCCCCUGGGCAAACCGUGCUGGCCGUAACAUUCAGCCUCAUCGCAUUCGCAGCGGUGCUUAUCGGUACGCGAAUCUUCCAUCGAGUGAAAGUACAGAGAAAGAAGCUUGUUUUGAGCGACUACAUCACGAUUGUGGCAUUUUGCGCAGCUCUCUCUUGCGCAGCCUUUGAUGUUGUAUUCUGGCAACAUAAUGUCCUCCGACCUAGAAUGAGUGUUGGAUUUGAGAACUAUAACCCUCGCGAAGAGCUCGUGGAAUACAUUUAUAAGAUGUCUUGGGUCAGUGAAAUUCCGUUUUACGCGGCGACGUAUCUCUCCAAAGCGAUCCUCCUAGCAAUGUACUUCAGCAUUUUCCCUUCCUUUAUGGGGAGACGUCGCAGGGCUCUCUGGUUCACAGUUAUAUACUGUGCACUAGCUUACAUCGUAACACUUGCAAUGCAACUAUUCUCUUGCAUGCCACUGGAGAGGCACUGGAUCAUCAGCCGCCCUAUGACCGCUUGUGAUUGGAAGUGGCAGGGUACAGUCUUCCAAGUUUCCUGGGCCUUGUCCUUUUUGGCCAGUCUCCUGCUUCUUAUUCUACCUUUUACCGUGAUUCAUGAUCUAGAUUUGACGAAAAGGGCAAGGAUGGGACUGUACUUUGUCUCGUUGGUUGGCGUUCUUGACAUUGCCAUCUCUCUCAUCCGAUUCUUGAAUGUGGAGCUUGGCGAUGGUGGGGAGUUCAGAUCAUUCACUACGAUCGAGCUUUGGAGUUCCCUCGAUGUCAACAUUGGUCUCAUCACGGCUUGCCUCCCGGGAGUAAGAAUGUUACUUGGACGCAUGACAAGAAUAGAUGAUUACACCUUUGAUGAGGGCAAGACUGCGAGGUCUUCGCGGGCAAUGGAGCAUCGCGAGUUGGAAGAGAUCGAGGAUUCGACCUAUCUAGGCGUCAGUAGCGCUGGUCCCUCCAACCGCUCAAACAGAGCCUCCCACGUUGAUGAGAAGCUUGACAAGGCGCCAGAGAAGCAGCGUGAGCGUUCGUGGAGGGACGAUGAUGGUGACGACAGUGAUCUGGAGCUUGACAAUCUCAACGUCGAAGCUCUUACAAAGGACCAGGCACAGUCGUACUGGUCGCAUCCUUAG
This is a messenger RNA of Fusarium sp. VM40, 1143 nucleotides long. The record is from the annotation of a GenBank genome assembly. Lineage: Eukaryota; Fungi; Ascomycota; Sordariomycetes; Hypocreales; Nectriaceae.